UAUCCAUCUCUCAUUCUCCAGCAGUGAUGUAGUCCUCUCAAACUUUGGCAGAUCUUUGGCGAUGAAGCCUUGAUUGACAUCCAUGACUCCUGGACCUUUAUGGAUUCAUUCAUUUCUUUUUUAGGUCUUUUUGUCCUCUUUUCAGAGUCACCUCUCUCUUCAUUUCUUAUAUCUUGUGUUUCCUUUGUAUUUGGACCAUGGCCAUGAAGGAGACCGUACUCCCUAUCAGUGAGGUUACCAGUCCGUACCCGGAGGUCGUGGAACUCAAUGUUGGCGGCCAGGUGUACGUCACCAAACGUUCCACCUUGAUCAGUGUACCUGACACCACCCUCUACACCAUGUUCACCCGCUACACCCCACAGGAACUUCCCCGCGACAACCGAGGACGCUUCUUCAUUGACCGUGAUGGCUUCUUGUUCCGAUACGUGCUGGACUUCCUUAGAGACCGCCAGCUAGUGCUACCAGAACACUUCCCAGAACGGGACCGUCUACAGCGGGAAGCCGAACACUUCCAGUUGGGGGAGCUGCUGAGACUUCUUGGCCCACGUGUUGCCAAACAAGGAUCGCUUAACGAUGAGGGCUGCCAAAGUGAUAUCGAGGAAAUUUCACAGAGUAGCGAGUUGGUGACUCGAAUGGGAAACAGCGCCACCAACUACGCGACUUCCUCUUUCACCCUAGACAAGAGGUCAGGGUUCAUUACGAUUGGUUAUCGGGGAUCAUAUACGAUGGUGAGGGAUAACCAAACCGACACAAAGUUCCGUCGUGUGGCGCGGAUCAUGGUGUGCGGCCGUAUUGCUCUGGCGAAAGAGGUGUUCGGGGACACGUUGAAUGAAAGUCGAGAUCCGGACCGUCCACCGGAGAAAUACACCUCACGCUUCUACCUAAAGUUUACCUACCUGGAGCAAGCAUUUGACAGGUUGAGCGAAGCUGGGUUCCAGAUGGUGGCCUGCAACUCGACUGGAACGGCCGCAUUUGUUAACCAGUACAGAGAUGACAAGAUCUGGAGUAGCUACACAGAGUACAUCUUCUUCAGGCCUGCCUGCAAGUCAGCAUCACCUAAACUGGAACGCGAGGAGCCCAAGUCAGAGAAACUGCUGGAUAAGGCGAGCGAGAGCGGGGCCUCUCUGAAUGAGCUCUCUACCUCCAGCUCCGAGAUCCACUCUGAGGCCACUUCGCCCCAGGACGGGGGCCCCAUCCUGGUGUCUUGUGGUGAGGUCGUUGGGGGAUCCCUGGCCCCGUGUGGCGCCCUGCACUCUGUCUCUCGACCUCCGAGCACACUCACUCUGGGCCGACCGCCAAAGAAAGGUUCCUCCGUGCAGUGGAUGGAGCUACCGGAUAAAAGGCGGAACAGCGAGCUGUUCCAGUCCCUCACCAGUGGGGUGGGACCGCGGGAAGGUGAAGGCAGUGGUCUGACCAGAAGGAAGACUCUGGAGAGGCCCAGUGCAGAAGAGGAAAUGAAACAGUGCAUCCGAGAAUUUCGAAAGAUCAAGAUCCCCCCUGCGUUCCCAGAGCGCAAACGGCAGUGGCAGUCAGAACUACUUCAGAAAUACGGCCUUUAAAGAAAACUCAGGAUAGAAUAACUUUGUUUUAAACUACCCAUUUUAUUCACAAUCGCACACACUAUAUUGCUAUAUUUGUUCAAAGUUUCCUCAAUUCCUCAAUUCCAAAAACAGAAUUCCUCAAAUGCCUUGAUAUACAUUGAGAAACAGAACCAUACAACCAACCAUUGGAAAAAUGUUGAAAGAAGCAAAUUGGGAAUAGAACCAAUGAAACACAGUCCACUUUGCUACAUUUUGUUGGCAUGGAACUACAAAGAUCGACAGCACCAUUGCUUUACCAUUCAUUUCUUUAGAACUUGAAAAAACUAUUAAAAAGUGACGAAAGAAAUGUUUUUGAAUAAAGUGAGAUUCAAGAGCCAUUCCAUUAGAGCCAUCUAAUUAAACCAUUGUAUUGUUCAGAAAGUAUGUAGAAUCUAUUAAUUACUGAACUGACAGACAUUGUGUCAUCUGUCUUUGGUGGCCUAGGCAAAGUGGAAAUAGAAAUUCAUCAUGUGUAGUCAUGUCACUUCACUGGAGAAAUGUGGAGCACUUGAAUCAGUCUAGAGUCUAUGUGAUUUAUGUGAAAUGCUGGUCUUACCAAUAUAUACAGUAUAUAAAGGUCUUUUUUACAACAUAAACAGAUCUGCUGAUAUACUUUUCGCUGAGAAUCAUGAAGAUUGAAUGGAAAGUAAUUUCGAAUUAUACCAUGCAUAAUUUAUACAGGAUCUACUAUCUUACAAGGUUGAGUCAAUUUGAAUUUAAUUUGAAUUGAGGAAUCAAACAGGAUGCAGAAUUUUAGAAGGCAAUUUAAGAAUGUAGAAUUAAACUGGUCUUUCUAGCAAGUCAGUCCACUGUCAGCCAUCUUUGGAAUGCUUUCAGGAGGCCCAUGACAGUGCAGCUCCUAUCUACUUGAAUGGAGAAACAAUGAAAUCUCAAAAACGGUUGGUCAAGAUUGCGAUCAAAGAAUAUAUUUCAAAUCUGCAGUAAAAUCUGACAAAACUGGUAUCAUAAAUUGUGCUUCUUUACAUCAUAUAACGCAAGUUUCCCGGCUUGUAUAGCUAAUGUGCAUGCGCAUUCUCAAGUUGACAGGCGAUGUCUGUAUCUAAAAGGUGAUUGGCUCUUUUGCCUGUAAGGCGGGACUUCCUUUCUACAUCUGAUGAUCGUUGGCAGUUCCAAUUUCUCCCAUUCAUAUUAAUAGAAGUGACCUGUCUCGCUAAAUAGUCUCUGGGAAAGCGUGUUACAGGUGACUGACAAUCCUCAGCCAUUUGUAUUGCAUAAAUAAAUAUGGAAUUAGUAAAUUAAGUGUUGGAUAGGAAACUAGCUAAAAUUUGAUGCCUGUAUUGUAUUGAUUUGAAAUACUGUUUGUUGACUGGUUGGUCUC
Myxocyprinus asiaticus (Chinese sucker) is the source of this 2919-nucleotide messenger RNA. RefSeq names its product BTB/POZ domain-containing protein KCTD8-like. Gene Ontology annotation, biological process: regulation of G protein-coupled receptor signaling pathway; protein homooligomerization. The transcript is spliced from 2 exons. The record is from RefSeq and is a predicted model, not a curated record. NCBI's taxonomy places the organism in Eukaryota, Metazoa, Chordata, Actinopteri, Cypriniformes, Catostomidae. Gene Ontology annotation, molecular function: protein binding. The coding region runs from base 198 to 1559 and encodes 453 amino acids.